Messenger RNA from Carica papaya (papaya), 3366 nucleotides. RefSeq names its product heat-inducible transcription repressor. The record is from RefSeq and is a predicted model, not a curated record. NCBI's taxonomy places the organism in Eukaryota, Viridiplantae, Streptophyta, Magnoliopsida, Brassicales, Caricaceae.
AAACCAAAGAGAAAAAAUUGAAACAGUUCUCUUUUCCUUUCAUUCGCUUGCAGAUCGAGACGGAGAGAGAGUGCCCGGUAGCUUCUCCGCGCACCUAAUUGCUUCUGUGCAAUUUCCAAUUGGAUCCCCUAUUUCUCAGCUCAAAGCUUCCACCGUUUGGUAUCCGAUUAGGGUCUUUGGUUUUGGCGAAGCCUUGGUGAAAUGAAUUUUCUGCUGCGGCCUACACAACACAUAGUUGUAGAACCAACUCCUGUUCCUGAAACUCCUGCAGAGAUACCAUAUGUAACAAAGCCUUCAGCUACUUUGGAAGGCCUUAUAGCUGAAGACCCAUUCCCGCAGUAUUCCAGAGUAGAUGAUUCUGAUGGAGUUCCAGGUGAGAAUGGCGGCACUGGUCCAAGUGCUAAGAGCGAUACGUCAAUGAUGGAGAGCCACUCAGAUGUCUCUGAAGAAGAAGGAUGGAUUACAAUUCCAUAUAGAAAACUCCCUGAUAACUGGAAUGAUGCACAAGAUAUCAAUUCACUGCGACCUCUGGACCGCUCUUUUGUAUUUCCUGGCGAACAACUUCAUAUUCUAGCAUGCUUGUCAGCAUGUAAGCGGGAAACAGAAAUUAUCACUCCGUUCAAAGUUGCGGCAGUGAUGAGUAGAAAUGGCAUGAGAAACUUCCCUGAGAAAGAAAAUGGAAACGUGGAGGGUGGAACAGAUAGGGUGUCCAUAGAAGGGGAAGUGAGUCCUGAUGAUCAAGUUAUAGAUAAGAGUGUCGAAAAUUUGGCAAAAAAGAAGAUUGAUCCACAAAAGGAUGUUACAGCUAGUGAAUCACUCCUUAGAAUGGAAGAUCACAAAAGACAGACUGAAAGGUUACUCAAAAAGUUUAAAAACUCCCAUUUCUUUGUCCGGAUUGCAGAGUCUGAUGAGCAGCUUUGGUCAAAGAAAAGUGCUUCUAAGACAGCUCCAGAUUCUGGCGAGUUAGAUGAUCAAAAGUCCAAAAGCAAUGAAAGUAAAAACUCUUCAAAAGAUAGAUCACGUCUCAAUGCAGUUAUUGAUAGAGGAAAUUUUGAUGCCAAUAUUUCUGGUGGAGUGGCUAGAAAUACUGUCAAGUGUUAUGCUCUUUGUAAUGGAGACAUAGCGGUCUUAAUACAAGUAAAUGUUAGUGUUGAUUCUCUGAAAGAUCCUGUUAUCGAGAUUCUUCAAUUUGAGAAAUAUAGGGACAGAAAUCUGUCUUCUGGGGACCAGAACAACUUCAAGCAUGCAAGUCAGGAUCCUUGUGGAGAACUGUUAAAAUGGUUGCUUCCAUUGGAUAACACUCUUCCUCCUCCAACUCGUUCUUUAUCUCCCCCUCCUGUAAGUUCUACUUCAGGAAUUGGUACCACAUCACAGAGGUCCGCGUUCUCUGCCUCUUCUGGCUCUCAACUCUUUUCUUUUGGCCAUUUUAGAAGUUACUCCAUGUCAUCACUUCCCCCAAAUACUCCUCAGCCUUCUGGACCUGUCAAAGCCCAAAGUUCUAAGCCAUCAUUUGACCUUGAAGAGUGGGAUCAUCACUCAUCUUACAAGCUUUUGAAAGGCCAAAGAACUGGCAAUGAGGAGCUUUUAUCUUUCCGUAGUGUAUCACUGGAGCGAGAAAGAUUUUCGGUCCGUUGUGGAUUGGAAGGCAUCUAUAUUCCAGGAAGAAGAUGGAGAAGGAAAAUUGAAAUAAUUCAACCUGUUGAAAUUCAUUCUUUUGCUGCUGACUGUAAUACAGCUGAUUUUCUUUGUGUUCAGAUAAAGAAUGUUUCUCCGGCACAUACACCUGAUAUUGUUAUUUACAUAGAUGCUAUAACGCUUGUUUUCGAGGAGGCUGCAAAAGGUGGUCCACCUUCUUCAUUGCCAAUUGCUUGUGUUGAAGCUGGAAAUGAUCACAGUUUGCCAAAUCUAGCCCUGAGGAGAGGUGAGGAGCACUCUUUUAUCCUAAAGCCUGCAUCUUCUAUGAAGAAUUUUAAGGCUUUGAGUGAAAAAACUCCUCAAUCAUCCAGUUUGCGUCUUGCCUCCACCACGACUGUUGACAGAAAGGAGACUGCUUCAACUGGUGAUCUGUAUGCAAUUAUGGUAUCAUGCCGGUGCAACUAUACUGAGUCAAGAUUAUUUUUUAAGCAACGGACAAGUUGGAGACCUCGGAUCUCAAGGGAUCUUAUGAUCUCUGUUGCAUCUGAAAUGUCAGGAAAGUCUUCUGGGCCUCAUGGAAGAGUCACUCAACUCCCGGUUCAGGUAUUAACUCUUCAGGCUUCAAAUUUGACCUCUGAGGAUCUGACAUUGACAGUUCUUGCACCAGCAUCAUUUACGUCACCUCCUUCAGUAGUAUCCUUGAACUCGUCACCUUCAUCACCAAUGAGUCCAUUUGUUGGGUUCUCUGAGUUUACAGAAAGAGUGAGUAGUGAGAGACGUGGUUCUGCAAUUCAAAGGUUGAGUUCUGCUCCUGUUGCAUCAGAGAAGAACAAAGAGAAAGGUGAUGGUGGAGCUCGUUCCAUUUCUUUUAAUGAGCAAUCAUCUUCUGUAUCUGAUGUAAUUCCAACUAGUGGUCUGGGUUGUACCCAUCUUUGGCUACAGAGUCGAGUUCCACUCGGAUGUGUUCCUUCUCAAUCCACGGCAACCAUCAAGCUUGAGCUCCUUCCAUUGACUGAUGGCAUAAUUACUCUUGAUACUUUACAGAUUGACGUUAAAGAGAAAGGUCUCACAUAUAUUCCCGAGCACUCACUGAAGAUAAAUGCAACAUCGAGCAUUUCCACUGGGAUUAUUUAAGCGAAGAGCAUACUUUGUUUAGUCUUUCAACACUUCAAGAACGUGAGAAUGAUACCGUAUCCAUCAUUUAGCUUCUUGUGCCAUUCUAUGCCUGUAUGCUACACCAAGGUAGUCUCUUCUCGACUCUUGAUUGGAAUGAGGAUCAUCGAUUUUGUUUUGAAGUGGAAGAUAUCAUUAUUGUAAACCAUCACCUUGAUUCCGCCAUUUGUUAUACCAUUUGAUGAGAAAGGAUACGUUCUUCGUAGAUGAAGCUGCUCAUCAACUUACGUGUAUUGUAUUUCACACUCUGCAACAUCAGAGAAAUCCGGAGAGCCCUUGUAAUUAAUAGGGAAACUCAGUUCCUUCCAUGAUUCAUCUGAUUUUUUUGGUUUUUUCUUUUUGUUUCUGAAUCACCGAACCUGUUGUCUGCCUGUUCCCCGAUUGAGUUCUCUUGGUACAUAGGUUUACAGCCUCAGGCAUCGGCCUGUAAAGAAAGCAAACUACAGUUACGGACAGGGUAGGGGGAUGUCAUGGGCCUUCGUUUAUAACUUGUGCGGGGAAAUUUGUGGUCUGCCUAAGUAGUAAGACAUAUGAAAUCAAGCUUGUAAGUUAGACAAA